This is a messenger RNA of Octodon degus (degu), 2391 nucleotides long. It is a transcript of the gene Rab11a, whose product is annotated as RAB11A, member RAS oncogene family. Lineage: Eukaryota; Metazoa; Chordata; Mammalia; Rodentia; Octodontidae. The coding region runs from base 142 to 792 and encodes 216 amino acids. The transcript is spliced from 5 exons. Gene Ontology annotation, cellular component: transport vesicle; axon; postsynaptic recycling endosome. Gene Ontology annotation, molecular function: GTP binding; GTPase activity. Gene Ontology annotation, biological process: exocytosis; melanosome transport; neurotransmitter receptor transport, endosome to postsynaptic membrane. The record is from RefSeq and is a predicted model, not a curated record.
CGGAAGUGGCGCAGCGGCAGGGCGGGGCUCUCGGCCGGGUCCAGCUGCUGAGGCUCCGCGCUCGGGUUACCCCUGCAGCGACGCCCCCUGGUCCCCACCGCUCCCGCUGCUGCUCCCGCCCCUCCGCUCCUCGGCCGCGCCAUGGGCACCCGCGACGACGAGUACGACUACCUCUUCAAAGUUGUCCUUAUUGGAGAUUCUGGUGUUGGAAAGAGUAAUCUCCUGUCCCGAUUUACUCGAAAUGAGUUUAACCUGGAGAGCAAGAGUACCAUUGGAGUAGAGUUUGCAACAAGAAGCAUCCAGGUGGAUGGGAAAACAAUAAAGGCACAGAUAUGGGACACGGCAGGACAAGAGCGAUACCGAGCUAUAACAUCAGCAUACUAUCGUGGAGCUGUAGGUGCCUUACUGGUCUAUGACAUUGCUAAACAUCUCACAUAUGAAAAUGUAGAACGAUGGCUGAAAGAACUGAGAGACCAUGCAGAUAGUAACAUUGUUAUCAUGCUGGUGGGCAAUAAGAGUGAUUUACGUCAUCUCAGGGCGGUUCCCACAGAUGAAGCGAGAGCUUUUGCAGAAAAGAAUGGUUUGUCAUUCAUUGAGACAUCAGCUCUAGACUCAACAAAUGUAGAAGCUGCUUUUCAGACAAUUUUAACAGAGAUAUACCGCAUUGUGUCUCAGAAGCAAAUGUCAGACAGACGUGAAAAUGACAUGUCUCCAAGCAACAAUGUGGUUCCUAUUCAUGUUCCACCAACCACUGAAAAUAAGCCAAAGGUGCAGUGCUGUCAGAACAUCUAAGGCGUUUCUCUCCUCCCCUAGAAGGCUGUGUAUAGUCCAUUUCCCAGGUCUGAGAUUUAAAUAUAUUUGUAAUUCCUGUGGCCACUUUUGUGUUUUAUUACUUUACUUCCUCAUACUUAUUAAUUCUUCCAUGUCUUAAGUCCUUUGAUUUUAGAUUUAUAAAAUCAUCCACUUUGUGCCGAAUGACUGCAGUUUUUUUUUUUCUCCAUGCUAUGGCUUCACUGGCCUUAGUUUAAUAAACUGAAUGUUUGAAUUCCUCAGUUAUUGUUUACUUUUCAUCAUGAAAGCCUGUCUUUGUAGGACAUAGUUCAACUUUCUCACUUGAAGCUCAGACCCAUUGGUCUUGAUCUAAUCCAAUGAAGACCUUAGAAGUAAGCUAUUAUUUUGCCACAGAGCCGCUUAGAAGUAGUACACUCUUCUCUCAGUGCAGCGUAUAUUUCGACAAAUCUAAGAGUUGCCCUAUAAACAUAGCAGGAUUUUGUGAAAAUUUUCCAUUAUUCUGGAAGUCAAUUUCUAAAAUGCCUUAAUAGGUUUAUGUAGUUUAGUACAUUUUGGUUUAAUUUUUGUAAGUGUCAUAAUUGAUGAGAAAGGAGGGCACUUUUUUGUGGACAGGGAUUAUCCUAAUAAACACAAAAGAUUGUUAACAGUUUGGAUUACGUUAUGAUUUGGGCGCUGUAAGUUGAACAGUGCUGCCUGGCAGGCUAGGAACUAGAGAGACUGGUAGAAAGCCUUCUGAAGUGCCUCUGCUGCAGUGAUUGAGCAGCCCAAGUCAUUGAACUGAUCUCAUUUCCCAGCAGUAGAUUAUGUGGCAUUUUAUUGCCCAGGCAAUAACUGGUUUAAUGUUGGUAAUAUCAAAUUUUGAAAUACUAAUUUUGUUUAAAAACCUUCAAGUAAGUGAAAUACAACCUAGUUUUAUCACCAUAUUCACCAGCAGGCACGGGUGAUUAUUUUAGCAAUGCUAAUAUUUGAGUUUUGCAGUGUAUAAUGGAAUAUAGUCCAGUUAAAUCUUUGGUUUUAGUAUGUCUAAAGGAUACAGUGAGAAGUUAAUUUAUGCUCAAGUGGUACCGUUUAAAGGCAUGUAUUCUUUAGUAUGUAAAAUGAAAUAGUACCUUGAUUUUAAAUAGAAUGCACUUAGGCAUUAAUAGAGACCUGAAGUCAUUUUUUUCCUACUACGUUACUGGAAUCCGCAGAGCAACUAGUUUCUCAUUCAGAAAUGUGCACACUAAUACUUAGUUUUAUUUCCUUAUGUGGAUAAGAUUAAGCGCUUCUCUGCAGUUUUCUGAAAGUUGUCAACUGCAGUGGUAACUUCAGGAUGAUGGAUAUCUAAAAAAAUAUAUGUGUGGGCUUGCAUAGAUUCACUAUGUUUCAUAGUUAAUCUUCUGUGCUUUGCGGUGCUCAUGAUGUGUGGGGUGCACGGAAGGCAUUGCUGUAGUCAGUCAUUUCCUAUGUAGCCAUUUUAUUGUUUUAGUGUACUGGUUAUAAAGAUACUAUUAUCUAUUUGUAAAUUGCUACUUUGUAUUUUAUGCAUGCUCUGUAACUUAAUUUUUUUUUUUUUUUUGAUUUGGAAUAUAUCUCAUUCUAAUAAACAGUUAUAGGGGG